GCUCAGCGGGGCCGCCUCAGCCCCGGGCCGGACCCCCGGAGCCCCGCGGCGCGGGUCCGGGGGGAGAAGCUUCUCGGUAAAAUCCUUUUCCUUUUUCUCCCGUGCCCGGCAGGCAAGGCCAUGGUCUGCUUCGGGGACAUGUUCAUCGAGCUCCCGCACGCGCGGACCAGGGAGAUGCUGCGCCAGGACCAGGAACAUCUGGAUGAGGAGAUAAACAACCUCCGGAAGGAGCUGCGCGUGAAGGUCAACCGCCUCUUCGAAGCUCAAGGUAAAGCUGAGCUGAAAGGAUUUAACCUGAACCCCAUGACCUCGGAGGAAAUGAAGCUCAUCAAUCGCAUCCUGGAGGGCUGAGGUGGCCGUGCCAUUGUCACAGCACGCGUUUGGGCUGUCAUCCGUGGAGCUCGUGCUGCAAUAACUGCGGCCUUCGGGGGUUGUGGGAGGAGAUUGGCCUGCCCUGGCCGAGGUCCCUGGGAAGCAUUCGGCUCCUCAGCUAUGCCGCUGCCAUUCCCUUGGAUCACGAACCCUUCCCUGCUCCUUGCUGCAGCCCGGAGGGCUGGGACACGGCUGGGGUGGAAGUGGGAUUAUUAAAAUCAAAGCAGCAAGGCAUUCCUAA
Messenger RNA from Athene cunicularia (burrowing owl), 613 nucleotides. RefSeq names its product p53 and DNA damage regulated 1 (gene PDRG1). The record is from RefSeq and is a predicted model, not a curated record. The transcript is spliced from 3 exons. Lineage: Eukaryota; Metazoa; Chordata; Aves; Strigiformes; Strigidae. The annotation marks the transcript as partial.